GGCUAUAAGAAUCAGGCGGCAGUAACAGCACAGCCGAGGGGAAGGCAAACUAAAUGGAUGUAAGGAUGCACCGGUGCAUCACACAGCGGGGAUAAUUACACCGCUUUAAAGAAAGCUGAAGACCUUUUAUUCAAGGAUGUGAUGUUGCCUGGUAGGAAGAGAGACGUUUGACCGCAUCAAAGAUUUUUGAUUUGCUUUCUCAGUGACGUUGGGUCAGAAUGGAGGAAGCUGGCGACAGCAUUGCUGUGGUCGGCAUCGGGUGCAAUUUUCCAGGGGGAGAAGGGCUUGAUAAUUUCUGGAAAGUUCUGCUGGAAGGAAGAAAUUGUUCUGUGCCAAUUCCCAAAGAGAGAUUUGACUUGGCCGGCUGGUACGACCCCGACGACAACAAAGCGGGUAAAUCCCGCACGGCCAAGGCUGCUCUCAUCGACGGGUUCAAUGAAUUUGACCACAAGUUCUUUGGCAUCAGUGACAGCGAAGUGGAACAAAUGGACCCUCAACAGAAGCAGCUGCUUCAGUGCGUCUACAGGGCGCUGGAGGACGCUGGGAUCCCGAUGGAGAAGGCCAGUGGCACCAGGACAGGAGUGUUUUUCGGGCUGAUGAACAGAGAUUACGAGACGAACGCGGCGCACGUCCACCCCAGCGUGAUCAACCACUGGACGGGCACGGGUCUCGCCAUGAGCAUCGCCGCUAACAGAGUCUCCUACGCCUUCGACUUCACCGGGCCGUCGCUGUCCAUCGACUGCGCCUGCUCGUCGUCCCUCGUGGCGCUCCACCUCGCCUGCCAGUCCAUCAAACAAGAUGAUUGUGACAUGGCGGUUUGUGGUGGAGUCAACUGCAUCAUAGAGCCCAGAGUGUUCGUAGCUCUGAGCAAAGCCAAGAUGAUCUCACCUGAGGGCACCAGCAGACCUUUCUCCAGCAGAGCAGAUGGUUACGGGAGAGGAGAGGGCUGCGGGGUCGUUCUCCUCAAGCCUCUGAAAAAGGCCAUACGAGAUCAUGACAAUAUCUGGGGUCUCAUCAGCAAAACAGCGGUCAACCAAGACGGACACUCGGCCACUCCGAUCACCAAACCCUCCACGACUCAACAGGAGGAACUCCUGCGUCGGAUCUACUCCGAGUCGGACGUGGCAAACGUCCAGUACAUAGAGGCGCAUGGCACCGGCACGCCAGUCGGAGAUCCGAUAGAGGCGGGGAGCAUUUCAAACGCCGUCGCUAAAGCCAGACCUCCCGGUUCGGAGACUCUGCGGAUCGGCUCUGUGAAGGGCAACGUCGGACACACGGAAUCGGCCGCCGGGGUGGCCGGACUCAUCAAGGUCCUGCUGAUGAUGAAGCACGAGACCAUCGUGCCCUCGGUUUUCUACUCCGGGGAUUCCGCCAGUGUCGACGCCAACGCCCUGAACAUUAAAGUCCCAGUGGAGGCUGAGAAGUGGGAAGCUUCCGGUGGGAGAAUUGCAGGAGUCAACAACUUUGGCUUUGGGGGUACAAACGCACACGCCAUUGUCAAACAGUACAAACGGCCACAGGUUGAGCAAAAGAAUGGGAGGAAACGGGAGAACUAUUUCCUCAUGUCGGCAAAUUCACCAAAAUCUCUUACUCUGAUGAUGGAAGACACCGUCAAGCGGCUAGAAAAGGAUGGCCGAGUUGAUCUAGAUUCUCUGCUGUACACCUCGGCUUGUAGGAGAAGCCACCUAAAGCAUAAAUACAGAAAGGCUUUUGUUGUUUCAUCUGUGGUCGACCUCAAAGAGAAGUUAGCUGCCCAUGCGCGGGACAAUGUUCGCCCGUCCUACUCGGACCCGAGGUUAGUGUUCGUCUUCUGCGGGAACGGCGUCACCUACCGCGGCAUGUGCAAACAGCUCCUAAAACACGAGCCCGUUUUCAGAGGUAAGGUCAAAGAGAUCGCAAAGCUUUUCCGACGGCUGAGUACGCUGGACAUCCUGGACACUCUCGAGAGUGAGCUGGAGGGCGGUGACUUUGACGGUCCACAUGUCGUACAACCGCUCCUCUUUGCUGCCCAGGUGGGCGUCAGCAGCCUGCUCAGACACUGGGGGGUCGAGCCCGACGCCAUGCUCGGACACUCUGUCGGCGAGGUGGCAGCCGCUCACUGUUCCGGCCUCCUGUCUCUGGACGACGCGGUAAAAGUCAUCUAUUUCCGCAGCAGCCUACAGGGAAAGGUCACCGGGGGGAAGAUGCUCGUGAUCAGCAACAUGGCUGUAUCAGAGGUAACCGCCCUUCUCCCUGCUUACUCUGGAAGAAUUUGCCCCGCUGCGUUCAACAGCUCACAGUCCUGCACCCUCGCAGGGGACGCGGACGCCAUUGAGAACAUUUACAAGAAGCUGAGCACCUCGGCCAACGGUCAAAAUCUGUUCCUCCGCGUACUGGACGUGCCGUGCGCUUACCACAGCCACAUGAUGGACCCCAUUCUGCCAGAGAUUGAGGGGACAAUUGGCUCCCUGCAGGCCAAUGAUCUCGACACGGAGUUGUUUUCAACAGUGACGGGCAAGGAAGCCCAGCGGGGAGACUUCUGCACGGGGGGAUACUGGGCCAGAAACCUCCGUGAGCCAGUAGCUUUUGAGCAAGCAGUGAGGUCGGCAACCAAAGAAAAGAAGAGCACAGUGUUUGUGGAGAUAGGGCCGCGCAGGGCGCUGCAGAGAAACAUCAUGGAGACUCUGGGGAACGACACAGCCGUCCUCGCCUCGGUGCAGCCACAGAAAGAUCACGAAACCAUAAAGGCUGUUGUGCCGAAGCUGUUUGAACUGGGUGUGCAUGUGAAUUGGAAUACCUUCUACAAAGGGCACGAGACAGUGACUCUGCCAGUUCCGAGGUACCAGUUUGAUUGCUCCGACAGAGAUGUCAUCAUUGGAGCGGCGCAAAAAAACACAUCGAGCGAUCAUCCUGUGCUCUGUCAGACAGGAGGGGAAAGCAACGUCUUCAGCUGCGACCUGCUGUCUGACUCGUCUUUCUAUCUGAGAGAGCACAGGCACAACGGCGUGCCCAUCGUCCCCGGCGCCUUCUACGCCGAGUUGGGUUUAGCUGCAUUCAUGGCCAGCGCUAAACCAAAAGUACCGCUCAGCUCACUGCAGGUCAGUGUCGGCUUCCACAGUCCAUUUGUUUUAAGCCAGAGUUCCCCUGAAAUGAGGGUGCAACUGGAACGAACAGAGAGGGAAACCAGGUUCAAGGUCCUCUCGCCGUCUGCGCUGUACGCAUCGGGAACAGUGGUUUCGAAGAAAGAGAGGCUGAUUGAGGAGCAGUGCAUUUCACUGAGCUCCAUCUAUAAAAGAUGUACAUCUGUAGUGAGCUGGAAGGACUUCUACGGGUACCUCUCUCAAGGAGGCUUUCAGUAUGGAGAUGUCUUCAAGAACAAGGGGGAUGUGCACUAUGGGGAAGAUCUCAAGGAGGCUUUUGCAAAGGUCACAGUUCCAAACGAGCUGCAGCCUCAGCUCCAUGACUACUGCGUUCACCCGGUUGUGCUGGAUUUUCUCAUGCAGCUUCUCCCAGUUACAGUAGAGCACAUUUUUGCCGGCAGACCGGGAUUUCCUGCCAAAAUUGGAAGUUUGACAGUGUUUGAGCCCUUGCAGGAAGAAAUGAUUGUCUAUCUGAGAGCAAUGGACGUUGGUGUGGACCACUUUGAGGUUUGUGGCUGCUUCGCAGACAACCAAGGAAGAGUGCUGGUUGAGGCUAAGCAUGUGAUAGUCAAGUACCUUGGCAGUCGCUCGCAUGUGGUUGAGGAGUAUUUUUACCAUAAUACCUUUAGUGUUAUCCCUGAAGGGCUGACAUCAGCUCCUCCUCCUAAGGCCUUGGUCUUCUGUGACCGUAUAGGGAUCUCUAGUGCCCUGCAGCCAUUUUUGGACUCGAGGUCCAGCUUUGUUUCCUUCACAAAUGAAAAAGAUAUCUUGAGCCACGGGCUUCCUUCUCUUUUGGCGAAUCUCAAUAUAACGGCUCUUGAGAAAAACUUUGACGAGGUCUUGUUUCUGUGGGGGAAAGAAGACCUCACGUCACUGCCGGCUGAGGAUGUCCUGCAGAUCUGUGCGAGCUGCUGUGAGACAUUCCGCCAAAUCGUCCUUGAGCUGAAGCGAAUUUGCUUCCCGAACUCCGUCCGAGCAGUCACCUACUGCUCCUCUGACAUCACAGUAGACCACAUAAGUCCAGGCUUUGCGCUUGCUGGCAUGACGAGAUCGUUUGCUGCAGAGAUACCGGAUCUUUCGUUUCAGCUGAUUGAUAUACGUACCAUCUCUGCUAAGGACAUUGCUGCUUUGGUCCAGGUCCUAAGAUCACACCCUUGCAGCAAAUACCCAGAGUUGGUUGUAAAGGACGGGCUGAUUCUGAAACCUUCCAUUGUCCGCACUCCGCUUGAGAUUGCUGACGGCUCAGAAGGCCAUUUUAGCCCCAGCAUGCCGGAGCCCUGCAUCCUUCAGACAGCAGAAGCACAUGAAAUGACUCAACUGAGUGCCAUUCUCUCGGAGGAGGAGGCCCAGCCGAUCGCGGAAACAACAGUGGAAAUUCUGCCGAGUAAGAUAUGCGUCCACUCAUCUGAUUACUUCCCCGUCAGCGCUUCACAUCUGAAAUUCGGACAGACGCUGUACUGGAACAAGCACUCGUCGCAGAAACACAAGUUGCUGGCUCUCGAUUUUGGUGGUACCAUUACGGCAGUUGGGAAAGAUGUCAGGAAGUUUAAAGUAGGGGACCGUGUUGCUUCCUGUUACCCUGUGGUCGCAACCAGCAAGUUAAGAGUCCCACAGGACGUGUGCUACAGCACCAAGCGGCUCCCAUUCCUUCAAAAAACACCCUGUGUUUCCUUCUUUGUGUUGGCGUGGGAGAUCCUGCACAGAGCGUUGCCCAGAGCCAAACACAAUCUGGGAAUCAUGUCAUCUGAGCCAGAUUCGGUUCUGGUGAAAGUCUUGGCACUCACCUUUUCCAAGUCUGGCCGGAAUGUGAUUGUCGGCACACCGUGCGGCGGCUCGUUUGUGCAUGCAGGACAAACGGACGUGUUUGUCGUUCUGCCUCCAUUUGACGAGUCUAUAAUUUUGCAAAUGUGUGACUUCCCGGGUGUCGCGGACGUGGUCUUCAUCUGCGAGUCUCAGAUACAGUGUUUGCUUGCUGCGGAUGUGUUCCAGAGUGUGAAGGAAAGCGCUCAUGUGCAGAUAAUUCAGACAACAGUCAUUUUGAAAAAGGGAUCCCUGAUUGCACAGAGGCCACAUAUCUAUCGCUGGCUGAAAUCCUUGAACCUGAGCCGGAAAUUUGCUCUUGAGAACUUCACCUUUCAGAACGUGAACCGUGAGAGCAUCGAGAUCCUUAGUUCAGAGACGCCACAGUCCUACUUCAACUCGAAGAAGCUGGCCGUUGUGGCCCUGGAAGGAGACGCCGACCGCACAAUGUCGCGCAUUCCGUUUUUACCAACAAAAAAACAGCUUUUCCGAAGGAGAGCAGUGUACAUAGUGGCCGGGGGGCUUUCUGGUCUGGGCUUUGAGACCGUCAAGUUCAUCUCCCAAAGAGGGGGGGGGUACGUCGUCGUGCUCUCCAGGAGCAAGCCAACACCAGCCGUGCAUCUAGAGAUGCACAACGUGGAGACGCAGUGUGGAAACUGCAUCACCGCCAUGGAGUGCGACGUAUCCGUGUCCGAGAGCGUGCACGACGUCGUCGACGCCAUUGGCCGGAAAUUCCCCGGCUGUCCGAUCCGAGGGGUCUUUCACAGCGCGGUUGUCCUGCACGAUGGCCUGAUCGAGACGCUGGACAGAUCUCUAUACCAGAAAGUUCUCAAACCCAAAGUCAACGGGGCACUGAAUCUGCACCACGCGACGCUGCGUUGCCAGCUGGAUUACUUUGUGUGUUACUCCUCCAUCUCGGCCUUCCUGGGAAACGCGUCGCAGACAAAUUACGCGGCGGCCAACACAUUCCUCGACAUGUUCUGCCAGUACCGGCGCAAACUCGGGCUGCCGGGGCAGUCCAUCAACUGGGGGGCUCUGAACCUCGGCCUCCUCUUGAACAAGGAACAUUUCCAGCGCUUCCUGGAGGCGAAGGGCAUGAUGGUGCUGGACGUGGCCGAGAUUCACAAAAGCCUGGAGCAGUGCCUCGUGCUCAAUCGACCCCAACAGGCCGUCUGCAGGUUUCACUUCAGAAACAUCCGGUACAACAUCCUGUCUCAAAACGCGGCCUUGACCAUGCGUCUGUCCGCGUUGGUGGACGAGGCUUUCCAAAAGUCCAAGGAGCAAGACUCUCGGACUAAGGAGUCCGAAUCGGUCUCGCCCAGAGAUUACGUCGUCUCGCUGCUCUGCGAGACCAUCGGCGUCGAUAGAAGCGAGCUGAAAGAUGAGUCGCCCCUUUCAUCCUUAGGCAUCGACUCCAUGCAGGCCAUGACGCUGCAGAAUCGCAUCUUUCAGGAGAGGGGCGUCAACGUGCCUUUGGUGAAACUGUUGGAUCCCAACGCCACGCUAUCCACAGUGGUGUUGACACUGAGCCAGAAGGAUGACGGUGAAAGUGAUGAGCGGGAGCCUCUUGCUGCUCAGGGAGUCGGUGCUGCUUCCACCAGGUUGUAAAAUAAGGAAAUCAGACAGUCAGUACACACAAUACACAAAGUUAUUGGAUGCAAUAUUCAUCAUGUAUUUAGUCUUUUUUGUUGUCUUGUAUGCUACAUUUUUGGUUGUGGUUGUUGGUUUUGUUCAUUUUGGCAUUGUAGUUUGAAAUGUUUUUACAUUGUAAUACAUUGUAAAUACACCGUAACUUUUUUAAUGGUUAUUUUCCAUCCAUUUUACUGAUUUUCUCUUGUGAUAUACUUAUUACAUGAACAUAAAACUGUCAAAAAUACAGCUUAAUUAUUGUUGAUAGGUGACAAUUUGGAAAAUAAUCAUUUUUGUGGAUUUAUUUUAUUAACUUCCAUAAUCUUUAAAGCUUGUUUUUAAUCAUAAAUCAUUUGUCCAACGUCAAUCUGCCGGUUUUACUUUCACUCACUUCUGACAGGUCAAGGUCGGUUGUUAUCACUGCUAAAUCAUUGACUAUGAUCAUCGCCUUCAUGAUGGAACAAAACAUUUUAUAGUAUUCUCGUAUGUCUCAGAAAUGUUGAUAACCGAGUCUUUUGUUGGUUCAACCACUUGUUUAUGACCUGUUGCAGACAAGGACGUUGUCAAGGACUAAAUGCAAAUUAACAUUCUUUUAUUAUGUGUUCAUAGCAUAGUUUUAAAAUCAAAAUUACAAUCAAGAAAUAACUUCUCUAGAUCUAGAAAGUGUGAUUAUCACGAUUCCGAGGAAGAGAUAUUUGAUUUUGCAACGAAUAUUAGAACAGAAUUGACUAAAGUAAAAUAAAUAUUGAAUGUUAUUGUUAUUAUUUGUUGCCUGUGAAUCAAUAAAACAAGCUAUUAAGUUA
Messenger RNA from Gasterosteus aculeatus aculeatus (three-spined stickleback), 7351 nucleotides. RefSeq names its product phenolphthiocerol/phthiocerol polyketide synthase subunit C-like. Gene Ontology annotation, biological process: fatty acid biosynthetic process. Gene Ontology annotation, molecular function: 3-oxoacyl-[acyl-carrier-protein] synthase activity. NCBI's taxonomy places the organism in Eukaryota, Metazoa, Chordata, Actinopteri, Perciformes, Gasterosteidae. The record is from RefSeq and is a predicted model, not a curated record.